UUGGUAUCUCUUGAUCGGGGAAUUAUCCUUACCAUCCAUCGAGUUUGAGUAUUCCCUUUCUUCAAAGCCAUGUCUUCCACACCCAGCGAAGCAACUCAUACCCCAGCUUCUCCCUCACCCUCCAAUCCGGAGCCUAAGCAACAGGACCUCCCAGCCUCUACAUCAGCUGCGACUACAUCGGCAUCACCUCCGUCAAUCCCCACCGCUCAACCAGGAAGCAUGCCUUCAGUCCCAGCUCCAACGGAGCUCCCAGCCCCAGAACAGCAAACACCUCAUCCCACGAAAACCAUCACCGAGCCGACCCGCAGCACCUCGCCUCCCCCUCCCCAACCCGGUGCCCAACCCACACCACUCUAUCCUACCGACUCCUCGACAAGCACUACAUCUCCCCCGACCCAGGGACACGAUCUACCUUCGACGGUCCCCCCACCCCCAAAGGCAGGCGAUGCACCAUCGAACCCGCAGCCGGGGCUCCUACCAACACCCACGGCAGCGGCACCCACAGCACCAUUCCCCAGCACCACCAGCUCCAGCACCGGUACCUACAGCUAUAACACCAGCUACAACACACCUCCGGUUCAUCACCGCCACCACCCCAACUCCACCUCCACCCCCUACGCCUCCGUCUAUCAAGCUCCCACGCCUGUCUCCAGCCUCCCGCUGCACCAUCACUCCGGGAGCACGGCGAUGGUCGACUCCGACGCUGACGCUGGAGGCUUCAGUUUCAUGGACAGCGCUAAGUCGUGGGUUUCUAGCGCGGGAAGUAAACUGGCGGAGGUGGAGGCGGAGGUCUGGAGACGGAUUAAUGAUGCGCAUGAUAAGUAGUAUUUUUGUUUUCUUUUCUUUCUCUUUUUCUGCCGGCGCCAAUUGUCGUCUUGGUCUUGGGGUUUCUUGAAGUAUAGGUAUAUUACUCGUCCGGUGAGUUGGGCGGGUUGUAUUUUUAAAUUAGGGUAUCAGGUUAGAGAGGCAGGCAGGCAGGUGUUGGGUUUCUAGGAUGGGUUGGGCUGGGUAAGGUGCAUGCAUGCUUGACAGGUCUUUCACGUCAACUGGAAAUAAACAAUGGAAGGGUCCUGGUGGGUUUGAUGGCGUUAGGGAAUGUAAAGUUCAAUCGGAAUUGGUUUCCAUACAUAUAUAGUACCAUGCUUCGGC
Messenger RNA from Aspergillus steynii IBT 23096, 1149 nucleotides. RefSeq lists its product as uncharacterized. The record is from RefSeq and is a predicted model, not a curated record. The annotation marks the transcript as partial. NCBI's taxonomy places the organism in Eukaryota, Fungi, Ascomycota, Eurotiomycetes, Eurotiales, Aspergillaceae. The transcript has a single exon.